Molecule: messenger RNA, 1611 nt
Organism: Nerophis lumbriciformis (worm pipefish)
Lineage: Eukaryota; Metazoa; Chordata; Actinopteri; Syngnathiformes; Syngnathidae
Source: RefSeq, a predicted model, not a curated record
AUGGCGCAUAAAACGAAGCCACAAAAAGACCUCGGUCAAUACUUGUGGAAUUGUCUUCUUGGACUUGAUUUCCAACCCGGAAAGUAUAGCGGUUUACGACGCCUCAACCUGAGCCCAAAUAUGUUUGAUGAGCCAAACAACGAAGCCUUCUACGUUGUAAUGAGUUUCCUGUUGGAGAAACUAAAUCCAAUACGGUAUCAACAGACAUUCAGGUAUUGCUUGUCUCCGGAUGGUACAAUUGCAAAGACGGAGCACGCCGUGUUUCGCAAAGAGGCCGCCGCUUGGCUGCGAGAAAUUAUGGAGGAAACUGGAUAUGGUGGCUCCAAAAUCAUCGGGUCCUUGUUACUCACGCCCGGAGGCCCCAAAUUUCUGAACUUGAUGGUCCAUGUAGCUGCGCAUGUCAUCGCACAGGAAAUGAAAACGUUCACCACAGAUGAUAGCUGGGUGUCAGAAGUGGCCACCAAGCCGACGUCCUCCCACGACAUGGCGCUUAAAAGACUCCGUAUGGUCCGGAAAAGGUUUCUGAAGGCGGAGGAACGCCAGAAAAAUGUUCAAUUAGAGUGCCAGAAUGGAUCCCGGAGUAUCAUGAAGGCUAUACAAGACACCACAUCUCAGAGUCGGGAGUAUGACGAACUGCUCAAACAGCACCAUGCAAAGUCUGUGCUGGAGGAGUCUCCCCUCGAUGACAAAGCUGAAAAGGUUCGAUCCCUGUGGUCAGUCGUGGAUGUAAUGCUGUCAAAAACUGAUGGAGACAUUAAUAUUUUGGAAAGCGCACUGAAAGGAGAGGUGAACCAGUACGUACUGGACGGCACGGAGCGCCUCCUCCAAAUCCCCCGCAGCCUUCAGGAGAGGAUGGAGCGAUACCCGCAGAAGUUGAACUUGGGGAAAAUGUACGAGGACGGGCAGCUGAACCUACUCUGCUUCUUGGAGCUUUUGAAUCAAUCUCUGCGCCUCCUGAAGGCUGAGCAUGGCAAGUCUCUGCUCAGUCUUCCCCCGCUCAGCUGGCAGCACCUACAGGACAAACAGCAGGAGUUGGCUCGCCAGCAACAGCGACUCGAGCUCCUCAGACUGAAGAUUUCCAAAGAUGAAAUACCUGAGGUGAUGAGUGGCAUCAGAGAGCUGGAUGCAGAGUCCGACAAGAAGUGGUUGGACAUGAUGAAAAACAUGCCCGUGGGCUUGGUGCUCGAUGACGAUCCGGUGCAUAACUUUCUUUCACCGAUGUCUAUCCCGUCAUUGGAACCAAGCGGUGACGAUUGCGUCUUUUCGCUGUUUCCUGCUGUGCUUCCUGAAGAGAAAAAUCUCCAAGCACGUGAAGACAACUCUACAACAACUCACGUUUGGGUGCUUGACAUGCCGCCAUCACCUCACGAGACGCCGACUGUAGCGCCACAGGCUACUAAAGUGCCUCCAACCACAGCCAAGAAGAUAAUGGACCUGGAAUGUGAUCGUCUUGCUGAACUGGUGAUAGGCAAGACAUACAAGCCAGUGUCUUCACCACCAAAUCCCGCAAGCAGCUCUUCCGGACAGUCCAGGACGAAUGGCGAGACCUCUUGCUUUGCUACAAGGAACAUCCGAUACGGAGGAACCCGCAACCGAGAAGUAAACACUUAG